Messenger RNA from Diaporthe amygdali, 1290 nucleotides. Its product is annotated as transcription factor truly c2h2. The coding region runs from base 1 to 1290 and encodes 429 amino acids. The record is from RefSeq and is a predicted model, not a curated record. NCBI's taxonomy places the organism in Eukaryota, Fungi, Ascomycota, Sordariomycetes, Diaporthales, Diaporthaceae. Gene Ontology annotation, molecular function: nucleic acid binding; exonuclease activity. The transcript has a single exon. Gene Ontology annotation, biological process: rRNA processing; ribosomal large subunit assembly. Gene Ontology annotation, cellular component: nucleus.
AUGAAGUCGUCGAUUCACACAAAGUCGUCCUCUCCCGGACCAUCCACGAAGUCUUCCAAGGCUGUCAUCCGCACAGCAUCACCUGUGGUCCCCAGACACCAAAGCUGUGCCCUUUGCAACAGACUCUUUCAAACGAAGGCACAGUUUGUCGAACACAGUCUUGACUCCGGACAUGGAGAAGAUCGUUGUUGUCGGCCGUGUUAUCGCCUCUUCAGCACAAAGGAAGCCCUGGAAGCCCACAACCAAUCAUCCAUCCAUAAAAGAGAAGCCCGUCAGGAUACAAAGACUUCAGUCCCCCAGUCUUUGCACUUGGAGCGCUCCCUCCUUUGCAGGGGCAACAGCUACCGUCGAAUCUCGCAGCAAGAUCAGGCUGUCAUCUUCCAGACAUUGCUGUCCCACUGUCAUUCCAAGAGUACUCUACAGCGACAUGGCUAUAUCAUUGCGGAGGCUGGUGGAAAUCAGGAACAACGUGGCCGUCCCAUCGAUCAAGUGACAGGGGACGAAACUCUGCCCUUACCCCAAAGUGACCGGUCCCGCAACACCCGGAAAGCCGUCGUGCUAGACUGCGAAAUGGUGGGCAUGGAAGACGGAGCAAGCGAGCUAAUCUCGUUGGCAGCAGUCGACUUCAUCACUGGCGAGCUUAUUGUAAACUCUCUCGUCAAGCCGCGGCGGCCCGUGGUCGACUGGCGGACGCAAAUACAUGGCAUCUCGCCAGCUCGCAUGUCGAUGGCACAUGCACAGGGCCAGACUCUCGACGGAUGGCAGUCCGCGACAGCCGAGCUCUUCAGACUCGUCGACCAAGACACGGUUCUCAUCGGGCACUCCCUCCAAUAUGACCUUGCCGCCCUCCAUAUCCGGCCUGCUUGUGUGGUUGAUUCGGCAAUAUUGGCAUCAGACGCUAUAUUCCCCAAGAAAGGCAAGCCUCGUUACUGGGGUCUUGGUUUGAAGGAUAUGUGCAGCGACUUGCUCGGUCUCAAUAUCCGUGAGGGAGCACCUCUCCAUGCGAGCAACGUCCACGACGGUGUAGAGGAUGUUUUGGCUACCCGAGAAGUGGUCUUGUGCUUUCUAGAACGGCCCAGAAUGUCCAAGGCCUGGACCACAGAAAAGCGCAACACCUUUUGGAAGGGCCAAACACGCAAAGUCCCUCACGGGAAGAAUAAACCUCAAAGACGGCAGAAACCCCCUAGGCCAAACGAUGAGGACGACGAUUAUUUGUCGUAUGAGAUACUCAGGUGGGAGGAUGUGAUCGACUACGAUAUGUGGCCCAAAUCACCCCCUGACUCUGACUAG